AUGGCCUCGCGCAUUCCACUAUCCAUCAAUACCAUCGCAAAAGAGGAGGAAGAGGAAGAGCGCGCACCAGUCCAGCCAUACGACGCUGGCUCCAAGGCCCACCCAUUCCCCUACGCCCUCGUCGUCGGUGUUGAGCGAUACCCAUCCAAGAUCACCCGACGAAUGGGCACCAAGAAGGUCGAGAAGCGAAGCAAGGUCAAGCCAUUCAUCAAGACCGUCAACUACAACCACCUCAUGCCCACCCGCUACACCCUCGAGCUCGAGGGCCUCAAGGGUGCCGUCACCAACGACACAUUCAAGGAAGUUUCCCAGCGGGAGGAGGCAAAGAAGACCGUCAAGAAGGCUCUGGAGGAACGAUACACCAGCGGAAAGAACCGAUGGUUCUUCACCCCUCUCAGAUUCUAA
This is a messenger RNA of Arthroderma uncinatum, 405 nucleotides long. RefSeq names its product 60S ribosomal protein L27-A. NCBI's taxonomy places the organism in Eukaryota, Fungi, Ascomycota, Eurotiomycetes, Onygenales, Arthrodermataceae. The record is from RefSeq and is a predicted model, not a curated record. Gene Ontology annotation, molecular function: structural constituent of ribosome. Gene Ontology annotation, biological process: translation. The transcript is spliced from 3 exons. Gene Ontology annotation, cellular component: cytosolic large ribosomal subunit; ribosome. Bases 1 to 405 code for a protein of 134 amino acids.